AUGUCAUGUCAUUCCACGACACGUGCACAGGAGGAUCCGUAUGCGUUCACGGAAUCGGCACCACUGCAAGCGAACUCAUUGGCGUACGCAAACCAUUCAAGUGCAGUUAGCAAUAGCACCAGUAGCAGCAACAGUAAUGCACCCACCUCGACCACCAUACAGACUGCAUCCUCCGGUGCGAGUCUGCUGCUUGCGACCAACUCUGCCGGAAACGUCACGUCCAUGUCCAAGGAUAAAGUCGUGAGCAUUUCUCCGCCAGUAGCCUCAUCAUCUCCGGCUACACUGAAAGUACGCUACAAUGGAGUCGUGACUACAGCUUCCCCGACCACCACGGCCGUGGUAAGGAGUGGACCAACCACGGUCGGUACACCGAUUCCAGUGUAUACGAAACCCGUGCAGAUAAGGCAACAGUCCCCACAGAGUGCCUUACCAGCACAAUCCCAACCAACGGUGACUGUGGGAAAAUUGAUCAAGAAGGUACUGCCGCAGCAGAAGACGACCCCCAUGAUAACGACCGUCGUUGCCAGUGGGGCCAAAAUAAUCUCACGCUUGCAACAACAAAACCAAAGCUUGCCGGGUGGGCAACAGCUGUCAACGACCGGCGGGUCUAUAUUGAAGUUUAUCAAAAUCCCUCCACAACAGCUGGCCAAAGGAACAACGGCUGGUGCUACCACUAUCCCACAAGGAAGCUUCAUACACGUAACCACUUCCGGCGAUGGGGCAAGAAAGUUGAUAGUAACUAAUAGCAGUAGCAGCAGCAACGGGGUAACUCCAACCAUUUCUGUUGCUACCACGAGUGGAGCGAGAAUAGCAAAUGUAGGAACGGCUGUUAAUCGCAAUGCGGGGGGUGUGACCGUAGUGUCUAAUGUAUCCGCCGUUACGCCGACAAAAAUUCGCUUGGUGCAACCGCAAGCACAAGGGAAAUUUUAUUUGCAAACAACAGCUAACAGUAGCACGGUGGGAACAGCAACCCACCUUUCCAAUCCCGUCACCAUAGCGACGCUGAGAAAUACGCUAAUCAAGCAGCAGCAGCCACCGCUGCAGCAACAAAAACCACAACCUGCUCAACAACAGCAGCAGCAACCGGUGCAGCAAAAGGUUUUACCGUCCCAGCAGCAACAACAAGCAUCGCCUACAGCGAAGCCGCAAACCACUUCCGCAUCUUUGCCGCCACAGCAGAAACAACAACAUAUACAGCAGCAACUUAUACAAAAGCAGCAAAAAUCGCAGCAAUUGAAACAACAGCAAAUUGUAGGCAACCAAUCACCGCAACAACUGCCCCAUACGUUGCCGAAAACAUCGCCCCAGCCUCUGCAGGCCAAACCGCCUACACCAUCAUUGCAAUCGCAAUCGUUACAAAAGGUGGAAAAUGUGGACAGCACACCGAAACUGCAGCAAAAACAGCAAACCCAAACAUCGGUUCAGCAGCAGCCGCAACUUGUUUCAAAGACACUGUUACAAUCUGCACCAAAUGGUCAGAAGCAAUCGUUACUGUUACAGCAACAACAACAACAACCUUCGAAACAAGCAUCGUCCAUUAUCGUACAGUCUGUACAACAAUCGCAAUCGCUACUAUUGCAACCCCAGCGAAAGCAGCCACAAUCUUUUGCAUCGGCCGGCAAUAAACAGCGGACCGUACCUCAACAACAGCCACCAAAACCUGCCACUACUUCCGUUGGCUCCAUGUCCUUGCUAACAUCUUCGCCAAUCACGGCAAACAAAGGCUCUAUAUUUGCGAAGGUUGUCGAUACCACUAGAGUAUCCGCCGUAUCGCCGAAGGAAGCUGAAAAGUCUAGCAAGAUGUCCCCUGCGGAAGGUGCACGUCGAUUCGUGAAUCAAAAAAGCUUGCUCGUAACUUCUAACGCUUCGACAAAGUCACCACAGUCUCGUGAUCAAUCCCCGUUGGUUAAUAGGGUUGAAAAGGUCAAUCGAGCACCAUCCGCUGUGGAUGAUCCGAAAGUGAUCUCUGCUGUAGCGAAAAAACGUUCAGAACUAGAAGUUGUUUCAGGUCCUGUCAACAUCGGUGGCGAAAUAGUGAGCGAAAUCAAAGCAACAGACCUACCCACUACACUGGAUAUUAAAACUAAUCUAACAAUAGAGGAACAAACGUUACCAGACAUUGUGAAUGGGAAAGUCCGUCAAAUGUCGGGUCGAAAAUCUGGUGCAACAGGCAAAACAGGUGGCAAACAGCAGAAAUCCGCUAAACGAACGCACAGCCAACAACAAUCGGAGGAACAGGAUCUGCUUCGAGAUUGCCAGUCUCCAGUGGCUACGGUGAUGACAAAUAUUGGAUCUUCUCCAUCGUGUACGACCAGUACGCCAAAUGCUCCAACAAGGGGCGCCCCAGGAAGCACACCCACUCCAUCGUUACUAUCCACCGUGAAGCUAGAAAAGGAGUUUGAAAUAAAACAAGAACAUGAGGAGCAGCAGGAUGAAAAACCACCGAGACUGCAGCGGUUCGUUGCGUCAACCACCGUACCGGGAGCAACGGCUGUCCCAAUCAAGCGUCCAAAGAUAAGGGAAUGGCAUGCGCCCGGUGCGUACAUGUUCGAUCUGAAAGAUCCGGGCGACGAAUCGGAUGACGAUGUGUACGACGAGUAUCCGAAUACGCUUUCCUUUUGGUACGAGGAAUCCAUUGCGAUCACCGUGCCGGAUAGUAUGUCAAGCUGGGGCAUAAAUCCGAUGCAUCGUAGCUCGUCGUCGAGCAGCAGCAGUGUCCGGGGUGGAAAAAACAAAGGCAAUAGGAGUGGGAACAGUUCGAAGUUUGAAAUACGCAUGCUAACGCGUGAUGAACGGUUGGAGCUCAGGAAGGCUUACUUGCAGCGCCGGAUCGUUCAGUGCAGGAAUGGACUGCGUUUGAGAAGUGCGGCAGCGUCCAUCGCCAAGAAGCGGCUAGAAUCGAUGGCUAGGGUGGUCGCAAAGGUGGACAAACGAAGGCAAACCGAACUAAAUAAAGCGAGUGAAAAGGAGACCUGCGUCUUCGAGGGUUGCAGUAACCCGGCCCUCGUAAUGACAUCGCACUGCUACGAUCACGUCACGGAGGAAUCGCAACAGUGUCUGUUUCAGCGCUGUACGGCAAAGUUUUCCGACAACAGCCAGUGCCGCGUACCGGUGUUUGACGUUAGCCAUGAGCUGAUCCUCUGCAAAGAGCACGCCUGGAAGCAUGACAAUCAUGAUAAGAUGUCGCAGGAGGUAAAGCUGCAUAAGAAACCGGUAACGAUGGUUACACCGGUGCCCGUUCCAGCGUCCCCAACAAUAGCUGCAAGAAAGAAAGCGAAACCCAUUCAAUCGCCGCCGGUAGUGGUGCGCUCACAAAAGCGGCCCAAAAAGAAGAAAAAACUAACGCCCUUGCAGCAGCAGAUGUUGCUGCAUCAGCAGCAGUACAAACAGCAGUUUGCGAUGCAUCAUACCCACCAUCAAACGAACCAGUCGAAUCAGCAACAGGCAAAACAGGCGACACCCGCUUCAAACCAACCGCCGAAGAAGGUGAUACAGUCGCAGCAAACGCAGCCGCAAAGAUCUUUACUCAAUACAUGGUCUGUUAACGGCAAAGUGCAGAUGCAGGUUAAGCAAGUAUCGCCCGUGCAAAAGGCAUCAGCAAUAGCACACCCUGGGCAGAGGUUAUCAAUGGCAAUGAUCAAUGGCAGUGAAAGCCCGUCGAAACCUGCGUUUAAUAGGAGUGUGUCACACACAGUGGGUUAUGUGAAUCGCAAUCUACACAUUCCUGCUGCCACUGGCAAUAACCGAACCGUUUCCGGUGCGAUGGGAUCCACUGCUCAUCGCUUACUACCUAACAAUUCGACCAUGGAAAUAGUGGAUUCGUUAGAGCUUGAUCACAAUCAGCAACAGCAGCCGCAGCAACAGCAGCCGCAACAACAGCAGCAGUACAGCAAUGGAUCGCAUCCAGUCCAAACGAUACACCAAUCCAAUACCUCGCCAAACACGCAAGAUCUUCUAACGAUAUGCGAGAAUAGUUCGGCUUACGCGAGUUCUGAAGAUACCGGUGUUGGUGGGUUAUCCGAAUCGGAACUCUUGGCAACACCGGACGUGAUAGAAGAGAUUAUACCAUUCGAGUUUAGCAACCUGCUCCAUCCGAAUGUCCUCAGUCAUUUGCCGCCGGACGCAUUAAAUGAGCUGCUCUAUCUCGGUGAUGUGCCGGCUGGCGAUGAUACGGGAGAUUCGCACGAGAGCUGCCCUCGGGAGGUGGAGGACGAUAUAGAGCGUGCCCUCGAGCAUGUGAAAUCGCUCGACGAUAUGACUGUGGAACCGAGCAGCUUGUUGGGCGAUUUUCUGGACAAUGUCGACGACGAAAUGUUGGACGGAUCUGAUAUAUGCAAUACGGAGCAAAUGCUCCAGUCGCCCAAUAAGGCGGGCGAUAUCAGAGGCAUGGUACAUACGUAA
This is a messenger RNA of Anopheles marshallii, 4401 nucleotides long. Its product is annotated as polyhomeotic-like protein 1. Bases 1 to 4401 code for a protein of 1466 amino acids. Lineage: Eukaryota; Metazoa; Arthropoda; Insecta; Diptera; Culicidae. The transcript is spliced from 4 exons. Gene Ontology annotation, cellular component: nucleus. The record is from RefSeq and is a predicted model, not a curated record.